GCAAUGGGUGAGGGGGCGUGGAUGGCAUUUUCCAGCAACCGGGAUCUUACCAUGGAGCAGUGGCGUGAGAGCCAAGCCGGCCUGGACAUAAUGUCAGCCAAAAAGCGGAACGAAGAGGGCGCGGCGGCCCCGUAUUUAUCCCGAGACGUGAAGCUGGAGCAGGAAAAGCUGUCCGGCGUAGUGAAAAGCGUUCACCGGAGCUUGCGAAGGAAGUACCGAGAAGCUGGUGAUUUUGAGAAGGUUUGGCUAGAGCAUUGCAAAGAUGAAGGAAGACUUUGUGAAUAUGCUGUUGCGAUGAAAAACCUUGCAGACAGCCACUGGGCAAAGAAGUGUGAAGGGGAAGGUCGCAUUGAAUGGUGCCUUAGUGUUUGCCAAGAUUAUUUUUAUAAUGGAGGAAAGAGAAAAGCAAUUGAAAAAGAUGCCAGAAGAGCAGCUUUAAAGAAUUGCCAGUCCCCAAGUUGUGAUGACGUUCUCUUUUCAACUUUUGAUUUUUCAAAUGUCAAUACUCCAAAUAUAGAUUUUCACCACCAGGGGAAGAUCCGAUUGUUAGAUGUUGGAAGCUGCUACAACCCGUUUCUUAAAUACGACGACAUUUUGGCUGUUGGUAUUGACAUUGUCCCGGCGGUCGAGACUGUGUACAAGUGUGACUUCCUGAACCUCCAAAUACAGCAACCUCUCCAACUUGCACCCGACGCCAUUGAUGCCUUCUUGAAACAACUAAAAAGUCCGAUUGACUAUUUGCCUGCAGAGCUUUUUCACGUGGUUGUUUUCUCUCUUCUGCUUUCGUACUUUCCUUCACGUUACCAACGGUGGAUUUGCUGUAAAAAGGCUCACGAGCUCCUUGCACUGAAUGGUUUGCUGCUCAUUAUCACUCCAGAUUCCUCCCACCAAAAUCGCCAUGCAAUGAUGAUGAAGAGCUGGAAAAUAGCGAUUGAGUCACUUGGCUUCAAGCGUAUGACCUAUUGUAAAUUUUCUCAUAUGCACCUUAUGUCCUUUAGAAAGGUAUCCCUAAAAACUACAAGUGACUUGAUUACAAGGAAUUAUCCAGAUAUGCUUUACAUUCCUCAAGACUUCAACUGUGCUGAUGAAGAAGAAUGCGCCAGUUUGUGUUGCGCUAGAUCAGAACAUGAAGAUGAACAACUUGCUUGCACUUUUUCGGAGCUGCCCGACACUCCAUAUGAUUCAGACUCUGGAGAAAGUCAAACCAGUUCCAUGUCCUUCUACGAGUUUGAAGAACCCAUAUUGCUAUUGACCUAGGGUAGUAUGUGGUCUGCUUAAAAGCCUUUGUGGCUUCACUGCCAAAUUGCUGGUCUCCAGGCUCAGACUUGAAUCCAAAUGUUUACAAAGUUUAGUAUUUUUCCAAUACAUAGAAUUUUGUUUUUUUUGGUUUUGUAAGACAUUUUUUGUUUAUUCAAAAAGGUACUACCUGCUUCAUGGUUUAUAAUUACAUGCAUAUCUUUUGUUCUGACAUUGUUACUUUUUGAUGAUGCAACUGUGCAUAGUUAAGGCAUUAUACAGCAAUUGUAUUAGCACACAAAGAUUAUCCCCCCCCAUGACAAUUUUACAAAUGAAACUGUUAUAUACUAAUUCUUGCAUAUCUCCCAGCAAGGUUGGCCAAUCCCCAGGAGCCAAGAAACAAAUGUUACUGUGGACACGCAACUUUUUGUGCCAUUUCAUACUGAUAUUUCUUGUUAAACGCAAGCAGGCUCUGCAUAAAAAGUUCAUGUAUUUCUAUAAUUCCAUUAAUAAAUAAUG
Spea bombifrons (plains spadefoot toad) is the source of this 1755-nucleotide messenger RNA. RefSeq names its product base methyltransferase of 25S rRNA 2 homolog (gene BMT2). The record is from RefSeq and is a predicted model, not a curated record. The coding region runs from base 4 to 1257 and encodes 417 amino acids. Lineage: Eukaryota; Metazoa; Chordata; Amphibia; Anura; Pelobatidae. Gene Ontology annotation, biological process: negative regulation of TORC1 signaling. The transcript has 5 exons.